This is a messenger RNA of Saccharomycopsis crataegensis, 1272 nucleotides long. Its product is annotated as glycosyltransferase family 15 protein. Gene Ontology annotation, biological process: protein O-linked glycosylation; cell wall mannoprotein biosynthetic process; protein N-linked glycosylation. NCBI's taxonomy places the organism in Eukaryota, Fungi, Ascomycota, Saccharomycetes, Ascoideales, Saccharomycopsidaceae. The transcript has a single exon. Bases 1 to 1272 code for a protein of 423 amino acids. The record is from RefSeq and is a predicted model, not a curated record. Gene Ontology annotation, cellular component: membrane; Golgi apparatus. Gene Ontology annotation, molecular function: alpha-1,2-mannosyltransferase activity.
AUGUGGUCAUUCUCUUACAGAAAAACCAUCCUAUGUGUCAUAUCAUUAGCAAUAUCUUCAGUUUUGGUACUUUCCCUAUUCUACAGCAGAUUGCUGGAAGAUUCGCUGGCCUUGCAAUUUAUUAAUAACCAAAUAAAACCAAAGAUUCAGCCAGCAGCUGCCAUUUCGACAAUAACCAGUUCACAAGAACCCGUCAUACACAAUGAAACAAUAAUAUCAAGCGGAUCAGAAAUUCUUCAGGUCGAUAUUACCCAAGUCCCAGAUGGACAGAAAGUGAAUGGGGCACUUGUGACUCUUUGCAGAAACUCUGACCUCGGGGAGAUUUUGAAAUCUAUCAAUUCUCUUGAACUGAAGUUCAAUAAUAAAUACCACUAUGAUUGGGUUUUCUUGAACGAUGAAGACUUCUCAGAGGAGUUUCAAGCGGAGAUCAGUAAACUGACUUCAGGAGAUGUGAAGUUUGGGGUGAUUCCGUCUUCUAUGUGGGAAAGGCCCGACGACGUUGAUCUCGCUGAGUUUGAAAAAGCCAAGAAAAUACAGUCCUCGCAUAAUGUCCCUUACGCCAAUUUAGACUCUUACAGAAGCAUGUGUAGGUUUGAGUCUGGGUUUUUCUACAACCAUGAACUUCUUCAAGAUUAUGAAUGGUAUUGGAGGGUGGAACCGGAUGUGAAGUUUUUCUGUGAUAUCGAUUUCGAUCCUUUCAAGUAUAUGAUCGACAACCAAAAGAUUUAUGGGACUAUUAUAAUUCCUUAUGAAAUUGCCGAUACCAUCCCAACCCUUUGGGACACUGUCAAGGAAUUUGCCAGCACUUUUAGUCUUAGCUCCAAGGUCUUUGGAACUGGCGAUGAAAAAAUCGACAAUGCUCUUUAUUUGAUCUCGGAGAACAAUGGGGAAACUUACAAUAAUUGCCAUUUCUGGACAAAUUUCGAAAUUUCCAAUUUGAAUUUCUACCGGAGUGAAUUGUACCAAAAGUUCUUCAAUUACUUGGAUGAUAAGAAAGGAUUUUGGUAUGAACGUUGGGGAGAUGCUCCAAUCCAUUCCAUGGCAGCCAGUUUAUUUUUAGAAAAAAGCCAAAUACAUCUAUUUAACAGCCAGUUCGGAUAUAGUCAUACUACCAAUACAGCAUGUCCUAGAGAUGAGGUGUUUAGAAAAGAACAUAACUGCGAUUGUGGGGUAAGAAGAGAUAUCAGCUUUAAAACUGGGUACAGUUGUGGUAAAAGGUACCAUGAUAUGCAGAAAAUAUGGUAUAACAGUGAAUGGGUUAGCGAGUGGUGA